Morchella sextelata is the source of this 300-nucleotide messenger RNA. RefSeq lists its product as uncharacterized. Lineage: Eukaryota; Fungi; Ascomycota; Pezizomycetes; Pezizales; Morchellaceae. Bases 1 to 300 code for a protein of 99 amino acids. The transcript has a single exon. The record is from RefSeq and is a predicted model, not a curated record.
AUGGACCGCCUGUCAUCAGUCGAUCGAUUUGUCCAACGAUCAGCCAUCCUUCCUACUGCUUUCUCUCUACUGCCGCUCUAUCACUAUUGCUCAGUUUGCCUUCUAGGCUGCCUCUUCCUUGAUUUGUCUGGCCAGCGGCAGCAGAAGCAGAAGCAGAAGCAGAAGCAGCAUGAGGAGAUGCUGCUGCUGCUUGCUGCUGGCUGCUGCAAGAAUUGCUGCUGCGGCGGCGGCCGCCAGAUGGGAUUUUUUCCCCUUACUGUUCCAGAGUUUCCUGAAACCGGAGAGCAGAAGGCGCUGUGA